CGGAGGCGCGGUCCUGGCGGCGGCGAUGCGGGUGCGAGUGCGGAGCUGGCACGGGGUCGCGUCCUGGCUGUGGGUGGCGAACGACGAGAACUGCGGUAUCUGCCGGAUGGCGUUCAACGGCUGCUGCCCCGACUGCAAGGUGCCCGGGGACGACUGCCCGCUGGUGUGGGGACAGUGCUCGCACUGCUUCCACAUGCACUGCAUCCUCAAGUGGCUCAACUCGCAGCAGGUCCAGCAGCACUGCCCCAUGUGCCGCCAGGAGUGGAAGUUCAAGGAGUGACGGUGGCGCCGGUACACCGAGGGGGGCCGUUCCCCGCCCCGGGCCGCGCUCUGCCCUCAAUAAACGUGCGGCUGCUUCACUCCUC
Molecule: messenger RNA, 365 nt
Organism: Neopsephotus bourkii (Bourke's parrot)
Lineage: Eukaryota; Metazoa; Chordata; Aves; Psittaciformes; Psittacidae
Gene: ANAPC11
Product: anaphase promoting complex subunit 11
Exons: 2
Coding region: 26-280 (84 amino acids)
Biological process (GO): positive regulation of mitotic metaphase/anaphase transition; anaphase-promoting complex-dependent catabolic process; protein ubiquitination
Cellular component (GO): anaphase-promoting complex; nucleus
Molecular function (GO): cullin family protein binding; zinc ion binding; ubiquitin protein ligase activity
Source: RefSeq, a predicted model, not a curated record